AUUUUUUUUUUAAAAUCACCACCAGUAUAAAAACCACUGGGCUCAUUUUAUACCCAGUGUAGAACAGAUGAGAGAUUCUGGCUCUCCAAAAUUUUCUUUCUUUGUGCAGCAUGUGAAGCAUUUUACAAAACCCAUUUCCACAUGAAGUAGCUUUGAGUGAAUUGCUGUACUUUUCUUGACAUACGUGGGUAAGAACCAUCUAAUUCUUCUUCUUCCAUCCAAAGCUCAGCAAACAAAACCAAUUACCUGAUAACUAAAUUAGGAAACACGUUAUUUUUCUGGGCCACCAGAACAGCUUUCAGCCAGUUCCCAAUAUUGUUGAUUCCACCUUCACCUCCACCUCCACCCAGACGGCCGUGAGGGGGCGUGGCUUCCGGAUCCCUCCCCCCUUGCAGGAGAAUCACCUGGACAGAAGAUAAGUUUUAGAGACACAAAACUGCGAGGGGGAGACUCAGGCCGGAGGAGGAUUCACUAGAUUCUUAUACGGCGUUUUCGCUUUUAUGAAGUUUUUAAAGCGGAGUUUUUAAAAUAUAUUUUGGAGUAGCACCUGCUCAGGUUCUCAGCGUCUGAGUUGGUUUUAUGUCUAUGGAUACUUUUCUCUGACUUCUGGAGCUACAAACGUAAACUUCAGGGAAUUUUUUUCGACCUUCGGCUAUUCGCGGUUUUAUUGUACUUUUUCCUCCACUGUGAGUUGAAGAACGGCCAAGAAAUCAAGGUGGUUUGGAGUUUUUACUAUUUAAAUUUUUUUUCACCACUUCGCUAAAAUGAAUUGGAAGGAGAUGCUCAAGUUUGUGCUCUGCGCCUUCAUGUGUGUCCAGUCUGCUGCUGCUGUGUCUGCUUCAGGUUGCAAAGGAGACAAAUGCAGUACUCAAGGCACCUUCCCUACAAUGCCCACUCUUCCUUCCUCCUCUGUUACCUCUUCUCCUUCACUUCCAGUAACUUCAUCUCUUUCCUCCUCCAUUUCCUCUCCUCCUUCAAGCUCUGCUUCCUCUUCUUCUUCUUCUUUGGCGAAAUCCUUACAGACCUCCCAGGACUUCCUGGGUCAGUUUACCCAGGUGAGGUCACCAAACAACGGGGACCGUAAACACCGUGACGCUAGCGCCGUACUGCCCUUCAUCGGCCUGACCAGCAGUGCUGAACAGAGUCGAAGCUGCUGUAAGAAUGGAGGAACCUGCAUCUUGGGCAGCUUCUGUGCCUGCCCUCCAUAUUUCACCGGGAGAACCUGCGAGUAUGACCAACGAAUCAGGACCUGUGGUUUGAUUCCUCACGGCGAGUGGGUUCAAAAGGGCUGCUCCUACUGCCGCUGUGGUUAUGGCACGCUGCACUGCUUCGCCAAAGUCUUCCAUAAAGAUUGUGAUGAUUCUGAUGAGGUGCGCUGGUAUCGUUCAUCGGCUGUCAGGAUGAUUCCCACUGGCUGCUUCUUCUUCUAUCUGAUCCUGCUUUCUCCUUUGUAUUUCUUCAUCUGAUGCCUUGAAACACCUGGAUUUAUGUGAAACUGUGUCUUAGCCUCAGCAGGAUAUUUUUGAAAGCUUGAAAUCAGAAGUGAGUCCUUAACAGAAACAGAUUUUCUGAAAUCUAUCAUUUUGCAUCCAGAAGGAAAAGACACACUUUGAACUGUAGCUGGACUGGACUGUGUCCUGAUUUAUGGGGACUCUUUUUUUUUUAAUUUUUUUAUGCUGUGGUUUAUAGGGAUCCACAGGCCACCCUGUCCCCUAACCAGAUCUAUUUAUACCCCCUUCUCGUGUGAGCACUAAGAGCUCAGUAGACUUAACCUUUCUCUUUCAAUGUGAAUAUUUUGAAGGAUUUGCUGAAUUCCCAGGUUAACGUGAUUCAACCCAAAAGACCCAACAUACAGCCAACAUAAUUCUCCCAAUUAAAAUGUUCAAUAUAUCAUUCAGAACUUCUUCUCGUUCAGACAAACCAUGUACCCCUAUUUCUUUGUUUCUAUACCCAUAUAUGUGUCAGAUGUCUUGAAGAAGAAAUGAAAUAUGUGAAGGAAGCUGUACAUAAGAUUUUUAUGCAAAAUAUAAUUUUUUCUUUGGUAAUUUUAGGAUCUCUUACUAAACACUAGAUUUUUUUCUCUUUGUAAAAGAUGAUACAGAGUUUCUGUUUUUUACACUUUGUGCAAAAAGACAGAAGACACCAACUCAGCCAGUGUGACAUUUUGUCCUUAAAUAUAAACAUGUACGCACUGUGUUUAUUAAAGAUUUACAGUACUGUGCCACUGAUGGUGUCUGUAUGGUGAGAAAAUUGCUUUGUCUUCAUUUAAACUAUAACACUCAGUUUACCAAAUUAAUAUGAUUGCAUUGCAGUUUUUCCUUUCGUUCCAUCUCUGUGACUCUAUUAUCUGUAGGUAUUUUCAGAAGGAGCUGUUGUCUCCCUGCCUGUUAUCUCCAGAGUUUAUUGAUGAGGUUAGGAUUGAUUAUCUGCUGCUCUCUUAUCUUAA
Messenger RNA from Pundamilia nyererei, 2446 nucleotides. RefSeq names its product teratocarcinoma-derived growth factor 1 (gene tdgf1). The coding region runs from base 765 to 1466 and encodes 233 amino acids. The record is from RefSeq and is a predicted model, not a curated record. The transcript is spliced from 6 exons. NCBI's taxonomy places the organism in Eukaryota, Metazoa, Chordata, Actinopteri, Cichliformes, Cichlidae.